AGAACAGGAGCGUCAGCUGUGCCACAUGUCACUGCUGUCCAGAGCAGGUCCGACAUUGGGAUUCAACUACAACACACUGCUGAUAGCAGUGUACAGCUGUCCACAAUUCCCCCCGUGUCUAUGUGGGAAUGGCAUCUCCCAGCAGCAUGUUGGCGGAGGAGCAGGUGCACUGUUCAAUCUGUCUGGAUGUGUUUACCAACCCUGUCUCCAUCCCAUGCGGACACAACUUCUGCAUGGCCUGCAUUGGAAGCUACUGGAAGUCCAGUGCUCUUUUCAUGUGCCCGAUGUGCAAAAAGACCUUCUUCAAGCAGCCCGACAUCAGCAUCAACACAGUGCUCCGAGAAAUCGCUGAGAAGUUCAAGGAAAUGAAAAGAAAUCCUAUUGUAAGUCUACAAAGUGCAACUCAACCGGACCCAAUACCGAGCCCUGUGGAACUCCCCAUUGAAAUGCCCGAAUUGAUUCCUCCGAACGCACCGUGGGCUCAGGAGGUGUCCUGCGAUGUGUGCACUGGCCCUCAGAGACGGGCCGUGAAGUCCUGCUUGGUUUGUUUGACGUCGUAUUGUGAGGAGCAUCUGAAGACGCACACCGUACGCUUCACCAAACACAAGCUGAUCGAGCCCGUGCAGAACCUGGAGGACCGCAUGUGUAAGAAGCACGAGCGGCUGCUGGAGCUCUUCUGUAAGAAGGAUCAGACUAUAGUGUGUGUGUUGUGCACAGAGAUGGAGCACAGGGCACAUUACACGAUCCCCGUCGAGCGAGAGUGGGCCGAGAAGAAGGCAUUACUGAGGAAAACUGAAUCUGAAGUCCAGCAGAUGAUCCAGGACAGACUGAAGAAAGUUGAUGAUAUCAAACACUCCAUAGAGCUGAACAAAAGUGGCGCUCAGCGGGAGGUGGAGGACAGCAUGCAGGUGUUUUCAGACCUGAUCCGAGCGCUCCAGAAGACUCAGGCCGAGCUGGUGCUGGACAUCGAGGAGAAGCAGAGGAAAACCGAGAGCAGAGCUAAUGAACAAAUCCAGGAGCUGGAGCAGGAGAUCACAGUGCUGAAGACCAGGAACCAGGAGUUAGAGUAUCUGUCACACACUGAAGACCACAUACACUUCCUGCAGAACUUUCCCUCACUGAUGGCUCACCCACAUACUAAAGACUGGUCUGAGAUCUGUGUGCACGCCGAUCCGUGUGUCGGCACCAUCAGGAGAGCAGUGCUCAAACUGGAGGAGACUCUGACUGAAGAAGUGGAGAAACUGGCAGAAGCAGAGCUGAGGAGGGUUCAGAAGUACUCAGUGGACGUGACCUUUGACCCAGACACGGCGAACCCUUGGCUCCAGCUGUCAGAGGAUGGUCAUCAGAUGCGUCACCUGGGCUCGUGGCAGGACCUGCGGGAUGCUCCGGAGCGUUUCGACACGGUGGUGAUCACUCUGGGCCGACAGGGCUUCUGCUCCGGCCGCCGCUACUGGGAGAUUCAGGUGGGCGAGAAGGACGACUGGUACCUGGGGGUCGCCCGGGGGUCGGUCAACAGAAAGGGCAGGAUCUCGGUGAGUACGACUCAGGGUUACUGGGCUCUGGCGAUGAAGAAGGGCCAGGAGUACAGGGUCUCGUCCUCUCCACCGCUGCUGGUCUCCAUUGAACCCAAACUCAAGAGAGUGGGCGUCUAUGUGGACUACGAGGAAGGACAGGUGUCGUUUUAUGAUGUGCAAAACAAGAGUCACAUCUACACCUUCAUGGACACGUUCAAAGACAAGCUCUUUCCGUUCUUCUACCUGUACUGCUGCGAUAAAGCCUCCGAUACCAUGAUCAUCUGCCCCGUUCAGGAGAUGCCGCAUACUAAACAGUGCUGAGUACUCCCGCUGAUUUAAAUACUGUAGUAAUAUAGAGUUCAAGACAGAAUUAUUAGCAGAAUUAUUAUUCCUUCAGCGACUGCUGUUUGAUUAUCAUGAAGAAAUAAAUAGGAGCUGAAAAAUAGCCUAACAAUGACAAUAGUUGUGAAAGAGUGCAGCAUAACAUUACGACAUUUUGACGAACUGAAACUAACAUUUUAAGUGACAAAAAACUCUGAUAGUCCACAGCAGGGUUGUCAGAUCCAGUUCCUGGAGUGCCGCAGCUCUGCACAUUUUAGCUUUAACCCUAAUUAAACACACCUGAUCAAACAUAAUUGGGUCCUUCAGGCUUGUUUGAAACCUACAGGUAAGUGUGUUGAAGCAGGGUUGGAACUAAACUGUCCAGAGCUGCGGCCCUCCAGCAACUGGAUUUGACACCUGUGGUCCACAACUUGGGCAAAUAAACAAACAAACAUUGAAAUUCAAGAUAUUCCAUAAAUUCCGAGACCUGUGGGAAUUGAAUGGUUUAGUUGUGGUGAUUCUACAGUUGCUAUGGUAACACAACAACUACAGUAAUUGAUCAGUUGUGUUGAUUCUACAGUUGCUAUAGCAACACAACAACUACAGUAAUUGAUCUGUUUUGGCGAUUCUGCAGUUGCUAUGGUAACAACUACAGUAAUUGAUCUGUUGUGGUGAUUCUGCAGUUGCUAUGGUAACAACUACAGUAAUUGAUCUGUUGUGGUGAUUCUGCAGUUGCUAUGGUAACACAACAACUACUGUAAUUGAAAUGUUGUGGUGAUUCUACAGUUGCUAUGGUAACACAGCAACUACAGUAAUUGAUCUGUUGUGUUGGUUCUACAGUUGCUAUGGUAACACAACAACUACAGUAAUAGAUCUGUUGUGUUGGUUCUGCAGUUGCUAUGGCAACACAGCUACUACAGUAAUUGAUCUGUUGUGUUGGUUCUACAGUUGCUAUGGCAACACUACAACUACAGUAAUAGAUCUGUUGUGUUGGUUCUGCAGUUGCUAUGGCAACAAAACUACAUUAAUUGAUCUGUUGUGUUGAUUCUGCAGUUGCUAUGGUAACACAACAACUACAGUAAUUGAUCUGUUGUGUUGAUUCUACAGUUGCUAUGGCAACACAGCUACUACAGUAUUUGAUCUGUUGUGUUGAUUCUACAGUUGCUAUGGCAACAAAUCAACUACAUUAAUUGAUCUGUUGUGGUGAUUCUAGUUGCUAUGAUAACACAGCAACUGCAGUAAUAUAAACAGUUGACCCGAUAGGCUAUUACAGGGUAUAUUAAACCACAAUACAGUUAACUGUAGGGAAAUCUAAAGUAUACUACUACAGGUUAUCAAUUCACUAUAAAUAUUACUAUAAUAUGCUGGAGUACUCAAUAACGAAGAGUUGUAAGCACUAUAUAAUUUUAUAUGGUAUGGUUUGAUUUACUAUAAAUUACUGUAGUAUUUUUUUAUCUGGGCUGCUUUCUUUAUUGAAUGUUUUGUCUGAUAUUUCCACAUAAUAAUGCUGUUGAUUUGAUUGCAUGGCCACAAACUGCCAGAACAGUCAAAGAAAUUUUAAUUCCUAAUCCUCCAUGUUUGUGCAUUUGUACUUGUAUGUGUAGAAGUGUAUGUUGAAAUAAACAUGUAAAGCAGUGUAAA
Messenger RNA from Danio aesculapii, 3476 nucleotides. Its product is annotated as E3 ubiquitin-protein ligase TRIM58. The coding region runs from base 129 to 1835 and encodes 568 amino acids. The record is from RefSeq and is a predicted model, not a curated record. Gene Ontology annotation, molecular function: protein binding; zinc ion binding. Lineage: Eukaryota; Metazoa; Chordata; Actinopteri; Cypriniformes; Danionidae. The transcript is spliced from 7 exons.